This is a messenger RNA of Caenorhabditis briggsae, 669 nucleotides long. RefSeq names its product Protein CBR-CLC-3 (gene Cbr-clc-3). The record is from RefSeq and is a predicted model, not a curated record. Lineage: Eukaryota; Metazoa; Nematoda; Chromadorea; Rhabditida; Rhabditidae. Gene Ontology annotation, cellular component: plasma membrane. The coding region runs from base 1 to 669 and encodes 222 amino acids. The transcript is spliced from 6 exons.
AUGGCUAUGCAAUUCACAGGCCUCCAGGUAGUAUCAUGGAUACUUCUCUUGGUGGGAACGGGAAUGUUGGUCAUCGCGUUGGUCUCCGACUACUGGUCCAUUCAUCAACCGCGCAACCAAAUGGACGGUCUUCACAUGCACCGCGGUGUCCUUCGCCAAUGCAUCACCACUCGGCAUUACGGUAGUUGCAAUUUCCGUCUGUCGAGUAUGUUCAAGCAGCUUCGCAACUUCAUGGAUGGGUAUGAUAUGUAUUCCGAGCGUUCCAUGUACAGACAUUUGCCAACUCAAACAUACGAAGUUUUUGUCGCAUUGUUUCUUGCCAUCGCUUGUAUGGUUGCUGCUACAGUACUCCUAUUUGGACCUUUCUGUUGUCAGCGAUGCAAACCAUCUACCACUCUACUCAUCUUCAUCACCGGUGUAUUCUCCGGUUCCGGUUGUUUGAUCUACUGGAAUUCCAAUCGUGAAGGAAAGACAUUCACGUUGCAACAACUCCAAUUCCAAGAUGUGUACCACUAUGACUACGGAAGUGACAUGAACUCUUUGUCGUGGUCCUUCUGGAUGGCCGCCGUCAGCACCGGAAUCCUCUUGGUUUCUGCAUUCUUGCUCUGCGUUUCCUCACGUGUGGACCCGGAUGUGGAGUUCGAUGAGCCGCCAGUAACCGAAGUUUAA